AUUACAGUCACAAAGCUCUCAAGGAAUAAAAAUGCCGAUCAACGGUUCACUAUCUCGUCAUCACUGGGUGAUACACUGUGAUUGAGUUGACUUUUCAGUCGGCAGAACAAAUCGGAAGUCUGAAACCAAUGGUAAGUUCAGAUAUAAUCGGAAGUCUGAAACCAAUGAGAAUUAUGGACCUCCAGAUGAGCAUUGGAAGUAUAUGUACUCUGAUUGUUCUAGCACACCUUGUCAGCGCCAACGUUAAUGUGACCGACCUGAUGAAGACGUACAUCAGUGUGUGUGGUCCGGGAUACACGUGUUAUAACUGGUCAGCCACUGUCCGCACGCCAGGUGACCAAUGGAAAUCAAACAUAUGCCCGGAGUGUUCCUGCGAAGAAGACUGUUUUCAGAAACGAACCUGUUGUCCAGAUGAAUAUUUUCUCAGACCUUACUCUGUAUACAAGUCAAUAUUUAUCAAUUACCCAGCAUUCUUCACAAAACAGAGAAAAGUUCCUCAAAUGUAUGCAAUUGUCACUUCUUGUUCAGUAAAAAGUGAAUCAACGCAUAAGAAUGAAUGUGAAAACGAGGCUUCACCAGCUGUCAUCUUGAAAAGGCCACCAGUAACCUCUAAAGCGACCAAUAAUUCAUACGCUAAUCGUGCAUGUGCCUAUUGUCACAGAGAAAAGAAGGAAGAUCUUCACGACUGGCAGAUUAUAACUGAUAAUAAUUGUAUGUACGAAGGCACAAUUUUGUAUUUCUCCUCUUAUGAAGAAAUUCUGUCAUAUGCAAUAAAUGCAUCGUGUGUUUUAUUGUACUCGCCGUAUUACACAUUACCUGCAAUGGAAAAGAUAGCUCACAUUCCAGCACUUCAAGACCUCUGUAAUGUUUCAGGAACUUGGAAGGAAAUGGACUAUAACAUUCAGAAAGCAUGUGAAUCUUCUUACGACCUCAGAUACAGAUCAUAUAGCAACAUAUUUUGUGCGAUGUGUAAUCCAAUUUAUUUUGAACAAAAUGUGUCGAAAAUGUCAUCGUGUAACCUAACAGGAGAGUGGUUUGAGUAUGAUGAGGACUUAAGAAAUUCGUAA
Molecule: messenger RNA, 1067 nt
Organism: Ostrea edulis (European flat oyster)
Lineage: Eukaryota; Metazoa; Mollusca; Bivalvia; Ostreida; Ostreidae
Exons: 3
Coding region: 129-1067 (312 amino acids)
Source: RefSeq, a predicted model, not a curated record